CUGUUCGCAGAGCUCCCAGCCUAAGCCAGCAUGUUCGUGCUGGUGGAGAUGGUGGACACGGUGCGAAUCCCGCCGUGGCAGUUUGAGAGGAAGCUCAACGACUCCAUCGCUGAGGAAUUGAACAAGAAGUUGGCCAACAAGGUUGUGUACAACGUGGGACUCUGCAUCUGCCUGUUCGACAUCACCAAGCUGGAGGAGUCGUACGUGUUCCCGGGAGAUGGUGCCUCCCAUACCAAAGUCCAUUUUCGCUACGUGGUGUUCCACCCAUUCCUGGACGAGAUCCUGAUCGGGAAGAUUAAAGGCUGCAGCCCAGAGGGGGUGCACGUCUCUCUCGGCUUCUUCGAUGACAUUCUCAUUCCCCCGGAGUCACUGCAGCAGCCGGCCAAGUUUGACGAAGCCGAGCAGGUGUGGGUGUGGGAGUACGAGACGGAGGAAGGUGCGCACGACCUGUACAUGGACACGGGCGAGGAGAUCCGCUUCCGGGUGGUGGACGAGAGCUUCAUCGACACGUCCCCCACCGGGCCCAGCUCAGGCAGAGCCGCCGCUGCCAGCGAGGAGCAGCCCCGGAAGGAGCCCUACACGCUCACGGGGUCCAUCAGUGAGCCAGGCCUGGGCCUUCUAUCUUGGUGGACCAGCAACUAGUCCUGUGCUAGAACUUGGACCUUGCCUGCUGG
Elephantulus edwardii (Cape elephant shrew) is the source of this 674-nucleotide messenger RNA. It is a transcript of the gene POLR3H, whose product is annotated as polymerase (RNA) III (DNA directed) polypeptide H (22.9kD). The coding region runs from base 31 to 642 and encodes 203 amino acids. The record is from RefSeq and is a predicted model, not a curated record. Gene Ontology annotation, molecular function: DNA-directed RNA polymerase activity; DNA binding. NCBI's taxonomy places the organism in Eukaryota, Metazoa, Chordata, Mammalia, Macroscelidea, Macroscelididae. Gene Ontology annotation, cellular component: RNA polymerase III complex. The transcript is spliced from 6 exons. Gene Ontology annotation, biological process: DNA-templated transcription; transcription initiation at RNA polymerase III promoter.